Molecule: messenger RNA, 784 nt
Organism: Anopheles darlingi
Lineage: Eukaryota; Metazoa; Arthropoda; Insecta; Diptera; Culicidae
Gene: Mip
Exons: 3
Coding region: 115-630 (171 amino acids)
Source: RefSeq, a predicted model, not a curated record
ACACACACACACACACACACAUACACGCGGAGUAUAUCACUUCACGGACUUUGAUUCUUUUCCGGAGGAUCGAGACCACCGGAGCCGGAAGCUGGCAAGUAAGGUGUUCCCGAUAUGAAGCUGUACCGUUGCAUCCUUUGCUUGGUCGUUGUGCUAUUCGUCUCUGUUUGGCACGCCCAUAGUCAGGACUCUGAAGAGCGAUCGCUAGCGAACGUGGCCAAACUACAGGCCCAAGGCAAACCGCCGGAGGCGAUAAGCAUCGGCUUAUUGGGCGCAUAUGGCGAUGGCAGUAAUCAAUUCCUGCUGAAGCAGAGUGAGGAAUCGUCACGCCGGCUCUCACCAAAGAUGAACUACGAGCUGGAGGGUGAAAACAUGCUAGCAUGGUUGGGCAACGUACCGGUCCAGCCUACCGGUGAAAUGAAGCGCAGUUGGAACAGGAUGAAUGCUGUCUGGGGCAAGCGAGUCAACGGUGGUCGUCGCAAUGCCGGUUGGACCAAAUUUGGCGGAUCCUGGGGCAAACGUGAACCGGGUUGGAACAAUCUCAAGGGUUUAUGGGGGAAGCGCGCUGAGAAGUGGGACAAGCUAGCCUCGGCUUGGGGCAAACGACAAGAAGUUAGCGAAUCCUUUUAAUAAAGCCCUAGGUUAUUAUUUUCGGUUUGCUCGUUUGCUAGCCCUUUUCAAUACACCGUUAGGGGCUGCUUUCUAUACAUUAUAUUCAGUCAGAGCAAAAAGGAGUUUGCAGCUGCAUCACUUGCAAUACAAAACAUAAAAUUCCCAUGCUUCA